Messenger RNA from Photinus pyralis (common eastern firefly), 1802 nucleotides. RefSeq names its product lipase member J-like. Bases 252 to 1517 code for a protein of 421 amino acids. The transcript is spliced from 6 exons. NCBI's taxonomy places the organism in Eukaryota, Metazoa, Arthropoda, Insecta, Coleoptera, Lampyridae. Gene Ontology annotation, molecular function: hydrolase activity, acting on ester bonds. Gene Ontology annotation, biological process: lipid metabolic process. The record is from RefSeq and is a predicted model, not a curated record.
AGAAUUGUAUCUUUGUUCAUACAGUUUCGACACGCCAAUCAACGAAUUUUAUUGUUUUACUUAUUAUAAAACGGGUUUCGUAUCAAAAUCGUGGUACUUCCUCUUUGCAAGAAGUGUGUUAGAUCUUUAAACUUUGUAUUCUUCUUUUAACAAAAACGUAAUUAACACGAGUCCUAUAAAAACCGCGUCUAAAGUUCAAAGCAAUGCUGUUUUUGUAAACAAUAUGGCAUUAUACUUGCUCCAGAUUCAAGAUGAAGCGGAUUACUAUUUUGUCAGUUUUCAUUGCGCUAAUUAGUUUAUUAUUGAUACCUAGAAGCAAAAACAAUGUGUGCAAGUCGUUUUCCGACUACUACGGCGAUCGCGAUAAAAAUGAGAAUUGCUACUACAAUCCGGAUACCUAUAUGAACGUUUCGCAAAUAAUAAAGCAACGUGGAUACCCAGUGGAGGAACACGACGUAACCACAAAAGAUGGGUAUAUUUUGACAUUAUUCAGAAUACCACUUGGGAAAAAUUCUUCGACAUUGUUAUCUGGUCGUCCGAUUCUAAUUUUGCAUGGUGUUUUAACUAACAGCGCCUCCUUCGUAAACAGGGGAAAUAAAUCAUUAGCUUUCCUACUGGCCGAUGCGGGAUACGACGUCUGGCUAGGAAACUUUCGAGGUACUGUCUAUGGGAAAAAACAUACGCAGUUAAAAAACACCGAUCGAUUAUUUUGGGAAUUUAAUACCUACGAAUUGGGUGUAUACGAUAUCGCCGCAAAAAUUGAUCAUAUCUACAGUAUUACAAAGCAAAAGAUAACAUACCUGGGUUUUUCGUUUGGAUCAACGGCGGGAUACAUGUAUAGCGUAACGAAUCCGAGCUUAGCGGAAGAGAAAAUUAGAAUCAUCAUCAGUUUAGCUCCAACAGUAUUUUUAUCAAACUGGAAGUCGAUAACGAAAUACUUUAUUCAAUUUUGGCCGUACACUGAGCCCUUUUUCACAUUUUUUACUAAUGGAGAAGUGGCACUAAGAGGCACUUACCAAAGCAAGCUAAGAGAAAUGUUGUGUCUACCAUACCCUUUCCAGAUGUACCUCUGCCAACUUAUGGAUAUGAUCGCUAUGGGUUUUGAUUACGAGCAAAACGACCCUGAAACGUUACCCGUCACUCUCUUACAAAAUUCGGAUGCGACAUCUUACAAGACAAUUAGUCACGGUUUGCAAUUGGUCUCGAAAGGUAAUUUCGAUUACUUGGAUUACGGCUCGGAGGAACUCAAUAUGGCAGCAUAUGGAUCACCGGAGGUACCAAAGCACAAUUUAUCCCGACUAAGCGUUCCAACUUAUUUAGUGACAGCUAUAAACGACAUGAUGAUAACGGUGGAGGAUGUAAAACUGUUGCAUGAACAUUUACCCAAAAAGGUCAAUCCAUACGACCUGUACAUUGUUAAACACGAAGCAUUUAAUCAUGAUGAUUUCAUUGCAGCUCGAGACGUCGUUCCGCUCGUUUACAAUCCUUUAGUUAAUUUUAUUAAUAACCUUUCUUAAAUAUUUAGAACAGUUUAAGUUGAUUUUUGUAACUUCAAUUAGUGAAUGGUAGAAGAGUAUAAAGACGCUUUAGGGAACCGUGACCUAUAGCGAAGUUAUCACGAACUUCAAAAUAAAUACUUGUCCUUCAUUUGUUGUUCAUUGCUAGCACAUGUAAGCAGACUUCGAGUGUUGUUUGCACACGCCAGCAAGUAAUUCAAUUCAAUUUAAAAAAAGGCGAGUUAAAGUGUGGCGCACCGACGCGAACUCCGAAUUAUGUAAUAAAUUAUGCUCUUUGCUGGAAAA